This is a messenger RNA of Chinchilla lanigera (long-tailed chinchilla), 1721 nucleotides long. It is a transcript of the gene Cdk2, whose product is annotated as cyclin-dependent kinase 2. The transcript has 8 exons. Gene Ontology annotation, cellular component: cyclin-dependent protein kinase holoenzyme complex; cytoplasm; nucleus. Lineage: Eukaryota; Metazoa; Chordata; Mammalia; Rodentia; Chinchillidae. The coding region runs from base 202 to 1242 and encodes 346 amino acids. Gene Ontology annotation, molecular function: cyclin-dependent protein serine/threonine kinase activity; ATP binding; cyclin binding. Gene Ontology annotation, biological process: regulation of G2/M transition of mitotic cell cycle; regulation of gene expression; signal transduction. The record is from RefSeq and is a predicted model, not a curated record.
GGGAACGGGGGGAGGGGGGAGGCGGCAACAUUGUUUUAAGUUGGACAAAUUGACAAGAGCCAGACAUACACUGCGUUCCAUCUCGACCCGGGGCCACCGUGCUGGGCUCCGUUUUCCCCGCCUCGGCCCCUUCGGCUUGCUCUCCGCAGGGUUCCCAGGUCCCCGCUCCAGGGCCCGGCUGCCCCGACUCGCCAGCGCUUCAUGGAGAACUUCCAAAAGGUGGAGAAGAUCGGAGAGGGCACGUACGGGGUCGUGUACAAAGCCAAGAACAAGUUGACGGGAGAGGUGGUGGCGCUUAAGAAAAUCCGCCUGGACACUGAGACUGAGGGUGUCCCCAGUACUGCCAUUCGAGAGAUCUCUCUGCUUAAGGAGCUUAACCACCCCAACAUUGUCAAGCUGCUGGAUGUCAUCCACACGGAAAAUAAGCUCUACCUGGUUUUUGAAUUUCUGCACCAGGAUCUCAAGAAGUUCAUGGAUGCCUCUGCUCUCGCUGGUGUCCCUCUUCCUCUCAUCAAGAACUAUCUGUUUCAGCUGCUCCAAGGACUAGCAUUUUGCCAUUCUCAUCGGGUCCUGCACCGGGACCUUAAGCCUCAGAAUCUGCUUAUCAACGCAGAUGGAGCCAUCAAACUAGCAGACUUCGGGCUGGCCAGAGCCUUUGGAGUCCCUGUUCGCACUUACACCCAUGAGGUGGUGACCCUGUGGUACCGAGCCCCUGAAAUCCUUCUGGGCUGCAAAUACUACUCCACGGCCGUGGACAUCUGGAGCCUAGGCUGCAUCUUUGCUGAGAUGUACCUAGUGUGUACCCAGCACCAUGCUAAGUGCUGUGGGGAACACAGAAGAGAUGGAAGACACAGUCUGUGCGCGCUGUGCUCCUAUCUAGAAGUGGCGGCAUCACAAGGAGGGGGGAUGACCGCAGUGUCUACCCCACACCCCGUGACCCGCCGUGCCCUGUUCCCUGGAGAUUCGGAGAUUGACCAACUCUUCCGGAUCUUUCGGACUCUAGGGACCCCUGAUGAGGUAGUUUGGCCAGGAGUUACUUCUAUGCCUGAUUAUAAGCCAAGUUUCCCCAAGUGGGCCCGGCAGGAUUUUAGCAAAGUCGUGCCUCCCCUGGAUGAAGAUGGACGGAGCUUGCUGUCGCAAAUGCUGCACUACGACCCCAAUAAGCGCAUUUCCGCAAAAGCAGCUCUGGCUCACCCCUUCUUCCAGGAUGUGACCAAGACAGUCCCCCACCUUCGGCUGUGAUGUCCUUGCCCGAGCCUUCACCCUCAGCCUCACCCUCUCCUCCGCUGCGGGUUUCACCUGGCUUGGCUCUGGGUGAUCUGGAUCAGGCGGGCGCUCUGAUCGUUUCUGGGUGCCUUAACACUUGCCUUCCCUUUUUGUCCAGCCAGCUCUGGGUACCCAGGAGUGGAGAGGAGGAACAGGUGAAAACGAAACUUCAGUAUUACAGGCACUUAACUUAGCUCCACCGCCCUCCUCCCCCUCUUUUGCUGAGGAGGCGUGGGAUUCAAAACAAAACGGCCCCUCACCCAAUCCCAUUCGUUAUCGCAAUCUGAACGGCCUAAUCAUUUCCCGUGUUUGGGGUGAGACGGGACCCAAGUCUUCUGCUGCCACUGUUUUUCAUAAAGACCAAUUUACAGCAGGGACUACACUAGAACUUGGGAGAAACAAGCCAAAAAAUAAAGGGGGGGGGGGACUUGUUUUAAAGAAUUAGUUCAAAAAUA